Molecule: messenger RNA, 3612 nt
Organism: Fusarium tjaetaba
Lineage: Eukaryota; Fungi; Ascomycota; Sordariomycetes; Hypocreales; Nectriaceae
Product: poly(A) polymerase
Exons: 3
Coding region: 1-3612 (1203 amino acids)
Cellular component (GO): nucleus
Molecular function (GO): poly(A) RNA polymerase activity; RNA binding
Source: RefSeq, a predicted model, not a curated record
AUGGAGAAGACAGAACAAACAUCACUGUAUGGGUUCGACUCGUAUGAGACUGCCCUAUGUGUGAUCCCUCCUCGUGAACUUUGGUCAUCAGUGGAUCGCCUGAGAAGUCUUUAUGAUAAGGCGUAUUCUGCGUGGCCCCCCCACGUCAAUCUUAUCUACCCAUUCAUCCACCCUGAAGUGCUAGGGAGUGCAGCACAAGCACUUGAAGGGCUCGUGCUGCAAGAUCGGCAUCAUCUUGCGCUCAAUGUUGCUGAUUGUUUCGAACAUAAAAGCCGCAACACUAUCUUUCUGGGUUCGAACUCAGGAUCUACUACAACCGAGCUCUUAAAGAUCAGGGAUAUAAUCUGCAGUGCUCUUUGUCGUUCACCUGGAGCUCAAAAUGAACGCUUCGUUCCUCAUAUGACCAUCGGUCAAAGUGAAGACGCCUCAGCUGCCCCCCACCAUUUUCUCCUCGAAAAGGCCCGCCUCUUGGCACCGAUAGAAUGGGAAGUGAAAGAAGUUGCUAUUCUUAUUCGCGAUGGUGCACUGGCGCAAGGGGGAAGCGGACCACGACCUAUGAGGCUUUGGGGGACUCUGGAUCUUGAAUCGGGAAGCUUCCGUCGGAUAACACCGCCUCAAAGUUUCAAUGAUCAUAUAGACAAAAUGUCUACUAUUGCCUUCCAGCCAUGCUAUCAGUCGAUCCAGUCUUCAGGGGCCUGGGAAACGGCUGGGUCGACGGGUACUAGCAAGGUCGUCCUUGAACAGUUGGUUGUUGCUUCUUACAAUGUGUUGGCAGAGUUUGAGUGGCCUCCUCAAUCAUAUCGGCAUCCAGCUCUGGUGGAAAAUCUGCUCUCAGCUCGUGCUGCUGCCGAUAUUGUUGUUCUCCAAGAAGUCACAGACCAUUUUCUUCCUGACCUCCUCGCCAACAAGGAUAUACGCAGUCACUAUCCUUUCAUCACUCAUGGCCCCCCAGGCCAGUCCGGUAUUGGGCCGCUACCUAGCCUCCUCAAUACUGUCGUCUUGAGUAGAUUUGAGUUUGAAUGGCGUUAUCUCCCAUUCCAUAGGAAGCACAAAGGCUGCACCGUGGCCCGGUUUCCAGGCAUCGGUACACGAGAUGCUGACGAUGGGAAAUUCAGACCUUGGAUACUUGUGGCGUGUCAUCUGAGCCAAGGACUUACUGACGGCGCCGUCGCCACCAAAAGGAAAGAAGUCCAGAAGAUGCUCGAUUAUCUGUCUGCCACCUAUCUGCAACAUCCAUGCAUUCUUGCUGGAGACUUCAAUCUUGCGACUUCAGCUUACACCAUAGAUGCUGCCAAGAAAAAGAAUGAUAUUUCUGCUCAAACUGUUCGUCAGUUGAGAGAUAUCGACCGGGCUAUCUCAGAUUUUGGCUUCUUAGAUACUUGGCUGGCAACGAGACUCGAGUCAGGCGAAUCUUCAGACAUAGCCAACGAGAAGAGGAACGUCUUAGACUCCUUCCAGGGAGAACAAGGGGCUACUUUCGACCCACUGACAAACACGCUGGCAUCUAAUCUCGUUGGAAAUGGGCUGAACAACAGACCGCAGAGAUACGACAAGAUCCUGGUCAAGGCAAAUGGCUACUAUAACCCGCACGGUUUCAAUACUUUUGGUCAGACAACCUUCGAUUCACCGGAGCAGGGUGUUCCCACAUACGCCAGUGAUCACUGGGGCAUAAGAUGCCUUCUGGUAAAGUCGUCACCUUCUGACAUAUCUCGAUCUUGUGUCCCUGAGAUGGAAAUUGCACUUCGACAGCCUCCUCCUGGCUUGGCUAACAGCGAAGGCUUGGAGGGCUUCUUGGAAGGUCAUGGAUGUUUGCCGACUGAGCAGGAGAGGACCAACCGGGUUGAAGCGAUCAAGGCCCUUGAAAUGGUUCUUAAAGAUGCUACGUCCUCGAUUGCAGAGAAUGAUCCCCGAUCUGGACCUCCAUUUAUUGUGGUCCCAGUUGGCUCUUAUGGCCUCGGCGUCUGGACAAGUUCUUCUGAUAUCGACUGCCUAUGCAUUGGGCCGUUCAGCUCAAAGACAUUCUUUGCAUUGGCUGUUCAAAGGUUGAAGCGGGCAACGACCUUGGGCAUGAGAAUCUUGCGACGCGUCAAGGCCAAUUCAGGUAACAUGCUGGAGCUCGAAGUCAAUGGCAUCAAAGUCGAUCUCCAGUAUUGUGCAGCUGCAUCGAUAGCUGAAAGGUGGCCUGAGGUUAUGAAGCGCCCAGCCAGCGACCCAGCGUUUGCUUUAUCUUUCCAGGCACUUGCUAAGCUUAAGCCUGUCCGUGAUCUGUUCUACCUUCGCCGCUCACUUCCAGAUAUGGUACAGUAUCGAAUGGCGCACUUGUUCAUCAAAUCCUGGGCCCAGGCGCGAGGCAUUUAUUCGGCAAAGUUUGGAUUCCUCGGUGGUAUUCACAUAAGCGUUCUCCUUGCUCCCGUCUGUAAAACACUGGCCUACGAGAAUGAAACUGUAACCCCAGCCGGCAUUGUCGUCACAUUCUUUCAUCAUUACUCGGAAUUCGACUGGAAGAACUCGAUGGUCUUUGAUUCGUUCUUUCACAAAGAAUUGAGAUAUAACCGAACAUUCCGGGAACCCCUUUGCCUGAUCGGUUGGCAUGGCCCAGCACUCAACACUGCUCCUAUCGCGUCUAUCCCAACAGUGGCUACCAUUUCUUCCGAGUUUGAUCGUGCCAAAAAAUUGCUAUCAGAUGAUGACUGUACCUGGGGUAAGCUACUCGGUAUUGAACCCGAGACAGCUCUAGGAUCAGCUCAAGCCCCGGCAUCUACAGAGUUUUUGCAUGCAUUCAAAACAUACGUCAAGAUUGAUGCACAUUACUGGGGCCCGUCGCAGGAAAAGAGUGGUCGUUUCAUCGGCUGGCUUGAAUCGCGCUGCGUUAUGCUACUGGUUGAUAUAAACAGGAAGCUGAAGCAUCUUCUCGCACGCAUUUGGCCAUCUCGGUUCUUGGAUGUGUCCGCUGGAGCAGAGACAUCUGGCGCUGAGUAUCAUGGUUGUUACCUCAUUGGUCUUGUAUGGGACGAUGACUCAAACAAAGAAGAUGCUAAGGAGGUGGGUAUGGCCAUGCAGACAGUGCUACAAGAAUUUGAAGCGAGAAUUCGCCGAGACGAGAAGUACUAUGACUCCCAGUUCUGUUGGAUGAGUGCAACUGUCGCAAAGGCUCAGGAUCUUGGCUCAUUGGAAGUUGAUCAGAGUCUGUGGGGAGUGUAUGGGGGUGAGACAGAUGAUGACGGAUCCGAUGAAGAGCUUGAAGAAGAGCAAGAUGUCGACGAUGCUGAGGAGGAAUCAAAAGGACAUAAGAGCACAGGGCCUGGAUCCCGAGCAGCGAUUGUGGGCAAGACACCAGGGCUGGGCAAGUUUCGCACAGCUGCUGAUGUGCUCAACCGGCUUCGCUGGGACCCCAACUUCGAUUCAGGCGACUACAUCAUUGGCUACGAAGACCGCUUUCUCGGAGCUCGUGAGAGGGCAGUGGAACAUUGGAAGACGGAGCAGACUGAUGAGGAAUUUAUCCCGCAGCACCGCAUACUUUACUUCAAACGGAGGGAGGACAAUGCCAUUGUGUGGGAGCGACGGACGCGAAUCGACGAGAUCUUUGGCAGUGGUGUCAAGAUUGAUAGGUGA